AUGGGAGCUUGGGCUGCAGUUGCAGCUCGUGCACUGAACCGGCCAGUUACGGUCGUGCUCAAACGAUUCGAAGACAUGGUCAUCACCGGAAAACUUGGCAUAGACACAAAUGGAAUACUGCGUUGUGCAUAUCUCAGAGUGUAUCUUGACGCAGGCUAUGCUAUCGAUGCAUCACAUUUGGUUACUUAUUUAUCCACCGCACUGUCUGAUACAUGUUAUUGUAUUCCAGUAAUGAGAGCUGAAGGGUACGCAUUGAAAACGAAUAAGUCGAACAAUACUACUAUGAGGUAA
Molecule: messenger RNA, 291 nt
Organism: Cooperia oncophora
Lineage: Eukaryota; Metazoa; Nematoda; Chromadorea; Rhabditida; Trichostrongylidae
Source: the annotation of a GenBank genome assembly